Molecule: messenger RNA, 1893 nt
Organism: Zophobas morio
Lineage: Eukaryota; Metazoa; Arthropoda; Insecta; Coleoptera; Tenebrionidae
Product: amidophosphoribosyltransferase-like
Exons: 5
Coding region: 67-1572 (501 amino acids)
Biological process (GO): purine nucleotide biosynthetic process; purine nucleobase biosynthetic process
Molecular function (GO): amidophosphoribosyltransferase activity
Source: RefSeq, a predicted model, not a curated record
UUUUCCAAUCCACAGGUGGCUUGAUAACCUCAAACUUCCACGUGACUGGCAUUUUCAAAACAGAACAUGUCUUCAGGUGCCCCACGAGACGAAUUCUCAACCGGGUUGACCCACGAAUGUGGGGUUUUCGCCGCAAUUGGGGCCACUGAGUGGCUGACCGGCAAUGCAGACAUAGCCCAAAUCAUCUGCAUCGGGUUGGAAGCGCUGCAGCACCGGGGUCAAGAGUCAUGCGGCGUUGUGACAAGCGAUGGCUCGAACGAGUUCCACAUCCACAAAGGGAUGGGGUUGGUGAAGAACGUGUUCAAUAAAGACAAUAUCGGCAAGCUGAGGGGCUCGUUGGGGAUCGGGCACACCAGAUACGCGACGAGGGCGGCGUCGGCGGCCGUGAAUUGCCAGCCUUUCGUGGUCCACUCAAUGCAUGGAUCUCUGGCAACUGCGCACAAUGGGGAGUUGGUUAAUUGCUCGAGUUUGAGGAAGAUGGUUCUGGAUAGGGGGGUGGGGCUCUCUACGCACUCUGAUAGCGAGAUUAUCACGCAAGCUCUGUGUUUGAUUCCGCCAGAGGGGGAGGUGAACGGGCCGGAUUGGCCGGCGAGGAUAAGGCACUUGAUGCAGUUGGCCCCCUUGAGUUAUUCGGUGGUUUUGAUGCUGAAGGAUCGGAUUUACGCUAUGAGGGACCCCUAUGGGAAUCGGCCUCUGUGUUUGGGGAAGAUUCUUCCACCGAACUAUGACGCAGAAAACGAAGACGUACAACCCGAAGGAUGGCUAGUAUCCUCCGAAUCCUGCGCCUUCUUGACAAUCACGCGCUACGUCCGCGAGGUCCUCCCAGGAGAAAUAAUCGAAAUGACCCACCAAGGAGUCCGCACCGUCGACAUCGUCAGAAGACCGGCCGACAAGCAGCUAGCAUUCUGCAUCUUUGAGUACGUUUACUUCGCCCGACCCAACAGUAUUUUCGAGGGCCAGGAAGUCUACAGCGUGCGUUCGCACUGCGGAAGACAACUCGCCAUCGAACACCCGGUGGAAGCCGACAUCGUAGGCUCGGUCCCGGAGUCGGGAAACGCCGCCGCCUUUGGCUACUCCAAGGAGUCGAAGCUUCCCAUGGGGGAGCUACUCACGAAGAACACUUACGUGGGGAGGACUUUCAUCCAACCGACGAAUCGGUUGCGACAGCUCAAUGUAGCACUGAAAUUCAGUCCAAUUGGCACGAACGUCAAGGGUAAGAGAAUCAUAUUAAUCGACGACUCCAUAGUCCGGGGUAACACGAUUGGCCCCAUUAUUAAAUUAUUGCGGCGAGCCGGAGCUAAAGAGGUUCAUAUAAGGGUGGCGAGUCCGCCCCUGAAGUACCCGUGUUACAUGGGGAUUAACAUCCCCACUAAAGAGGAAUUGAUUGCAAAUGAUCUGGAUUCAAAGAGUCUCGCUAGUAAAGUUGGGGCUGAUAGUUUGGAGUAUUUAAGUGUUGAAGGGUUGGUGAAAGCCGUGCAGCGAAAUAUUGAAAAGGGGGCUGACAAAGGCCACUGCACUGCGUGUUUGACUGGUGAAUACCCUGAACAAAUUCCCAAUGAAUUGGAUUGGUGAAAAAUUUGACAACUCUUUAUGACAAGAAGAGUAUUUGGUUAGUAAAUCUCGGGCCACAUUCCAGCUUUAUUAACACUAUUUUUAGAAUAUAUAUAACUUAUAGGAAAGAUAUAGAGAAGACGUCUAUUUUGUUUAUAAACCACGGUUGACAUGUUAAAUGUGUAGGUUUAUUAUUUAACUUAUAGUAUUGUUAGCUAGUUAGAAACCUUUGACAUUCAAAUAAUAUCAACAGUAUUAUUGGCUUCCUAUAUGUGUAAGGUCUGAAUCAAAAGCAAUGAGAAAUUUUUUAAGAAGUAUUUUCGUAAUAAAUAGAGAAAAGUA